This is a messenger RNA of Penicillium antarcticum, 1332 nucleotides long. RefSeq lists its product as uncharacterized. The transcript is spliced from 5 exons. NCBI's taxonomy places the organism in Eukaryota, Fungi, Ascomycota, Eurotiomycetes, Eurotiales, Aspergillaceae. The record is from RefSeq and is a predicted model, not a curated record. Bases 1 to 1332 code for a protein of 443 amino acids. Gene Ontology annotation, molecular function: O-methyltransferase activity.
AUGAUGGAAGUUUCUACUCCCCAAUUGGACGGGAUUCCUCAUGUUAAUGGGGAUAUCCACACACACGGCAAUGCUCACACUAAUGGAGCUUCCAACGGCGAUUCCAAGGAAGCAUUCGUCGAUGGCAACGUGGCGAUAUCUGCCAACACGCCUGAACUGGUUCCCGGCUUGGUAUCCCAAGUUGCUUCCCUUGGCCAGGUUGCCAACUUGCAAGAUCACAAGGAACGCUCGGCGCUCUUGGACGCUGCUCGGUCCCUUGUGUAUGCCCUGGAGACACCUCGUGAGGCCAUGAUUAGAUACUGCUGGUCCCAGUCAACACUCUAUGCCGCUGUCGAAACUGGCGUUGACCUAGGCCUCUUUGCCUUCUUGUCCAAGGACGACAAGCCCAAGUCUGCUGCAGAUCUAGCAAAAGCCACGGGUGCUGAUCUAGUUCUUCUUGCACGUAUCCUGAAGCACCUCUGUGCAAUGGGAGUUAUUCUCGAGACAGGUCCCAGCGAGUACCGCCGUACGGGCCUCUCAAUCUCACUUGCCAUGCAAAGAUACAGCGACGCAUACCCUUGCAUGACCAACUGUAUCACUGCCGGUGUCCUCGCCCUCCCAGCCCAACUCAAGAAAGACAACUACAAAAACCCAUCAAACGGCAAGCAAUGCGCCUUCCAACGCGGUUUCCAAACAGACCUUCACUUCUUCGAAUUCAUGAAGGCCAACCCAGAAGCCGCGAGCCAGUUCAAUAACCACAUGACAGCCUACCACCAAGGCCGUCCUAGCUGGAUGGAUGUUGGUUUCUACAAUGUCGAGAGUCUAUUCUCCAAUGUCGGCCAGGACGAUGUGCUCCUUGUCGAUGUUGGCGGUAGCAUGGGUCAUGACAUUUCCGAGUUUAAACGCAAAUGGCCUGGUGCCCCUGGCCGCUUGGUGCUUCAGGAUCUUCCGGAUGUUAUUGUUCAGGCCAAAACUAUGCAGUUGAGCUCUGCUAUUGAGGUUAUGGAGCAUGACUUCUUUACUGAGCAGCCUAUUAAGGGUGCCCGCGCAUACUACAUGCACUCUGUCCUGCAUGACUGGACCGAUGAUAAGUGUCGCGAGAUUUUGAAGAACCUCGUUGCUGCUAUGAAGCCUGGACACAGCAAGGUGUUGAUCAAUGAGAAUGUUAUCCCGGAUACUAAUGCGUACUGGGAGACAACCAGUCUGGAUAUCAUCAUGAUGGCAGACUUUGCCUCGACGGAGCGCACUGAAGGUCACUGGCACAAGCUUCUCGAGUCUGCUGGAUUGAAGAUCACUAAGAUUUGGACUGCUCAGAGAGGAGUUGAGAGUCUUAUUGAGUGUGAAUUGGUUUAG